This is a messenger RNA of Lepisosteus oculatus (spotted gar), 4689 nucleotides long. Its product is annotated as coiled-coil domain-containing protein 158. The record is from RefSeq and is a predicted model, not a curated record. NCBI's taxonomy places the organism in Eukaryota, Metazoa, Chordata, Actinopteri, Semionotiformes, Lepisosteidae.
CGCUCGACUGUCAACAAAACCAGAUUUAUCCAUUAUCAGCCAACCGCGGUUGCCUUGGUGAUGUCACAGUUUCCCUAAGGUUUCCGUUUGAAACUGGGGAACAGGGAACACAAAUUUGCACGCCGGCAGAGUUCUUGGGUUCGGGUUCAGUUUUGCUUUUAAGAUUUGGCUUUGUCCUCGUCCGAUCGGAGGGAUGUCGUCGGAAAGCCGAGAAAUCGGUAGAAAUGACACUUCUUUGAUCGCAAAAAGUUAUAGCAUGGCAACAGGCUCCGGAGUUACGGUUGGAGUGUCCGUUCAGGGAGCUUCGGUCAUCGAGAGCUCCCCUCCCUCUGCCGAAAGUGGAGAAAGUAUUCUGGAAGAAAAGGCUGCCAAGAGUUUGCAGCCUUUGCACAAAAUCGCUGUUGGCUCCUAUGCUGAAUCUGAAGGUAUCAGAUUUGCCUCACUGGGAAACAGGAGUCUUGAAGAGCUGAGGGAGCAUCUGGAGAGGCAGACAAGGGAGACCCAGAGACUACAGGAGGAGGUGGAACAGGCCACUAAACUCACCAUGGAGAAGAUUAGUCGCUCGUUUGGAGACCCAGCUCCUCGACCCACCAGCGGCCUCAGCGUCUCACUAGAUACCAUUUCAGAGGUGAAUGGCCAGGAUGUGCUGACUUCAAGUGGGCAGUCUGCUGGCCUGUCCCUGAGGUACGGGCUGGAGCUGGAGGCGCUGCGCCGGAGCUGUGGUUUCCCUGGGAAGGAUCUCCUGGAGAAGGCCCUGGAGGAGUAUGGCCAGCAGGUCAAGGAGCUCCAGAGGAGACUGAGUGAGACAUGUGAACUUCAUGAACAGCAAAAGUUCCAUUUUCGCCAGUCCAUCAUUAAACUGCAGACCAAGCUGCAGGAGAGUCAGAUUGAGAAAGAUGCUCUGGCUGAUAUCAGGCAGAAGGAGUCCAGAGGCCAAGCGGAGCUGAUCAACAAGCUGCAGGCCUCGGUCAGGGAGCUGGAGGCGGCCAGGCUGGCCCAGGAGCAGGAGAUGCGGGACGCCGCCAGCAGGGCGGAGCCGCUGAGCCGGAAGAGAGCGGCCCAGGAACAAGCGCUGCAGGAAGUGCGCUCUGAGUUGCUGGCCCACGAGCAGCGCAGUGGCAAGAAAGCCCACGAGAACGAGGUCACCGCCACGCUGAACGACCAGAACCUGGGCACCGCGCUGGGAAAGGUGCUCCGCGCCCUGGAGGCAGAGAACGCCGCCCUUCGAGGGAGAGUCCUCCCUGUGGCAGAGCAGUUGGAGGCCGAGAAACGAGAGGGGCAGCUCAAAGCAGACCUGAUUUUGAAGCAGCACCAAGAACGAAUGGAGCAGCUCAUUCUCAGCCAUGAACAGGAGGUGGCAGCAUUGUCUGAGAAGCUGGGUAGUGCUCGCUGUCAAGCCACAAGCAUCCAGAGGCAAAUGGACAUUGUACAAGAGCAGGCUGCAAACCAGAGCACGAUGUACCUCCGUCAGGUCACUGACCUGGAGUCCACAGUCUCCCACCUGCGCUCCGAGCUGCGGGAAGCCAAAAGGAUGUAUGAAGACAAGGUGGAGAGCCUGGAGAAGAAAUUGAUUUUGGCUUGCUCGGAGGCCGAGGCUGCCCAGUGUGAAAGAGAUCAAUACAGCCAGGAGUCUGGGGACCUCGAUUCACAGCUCUGCCAGCUGAUGGCUAACUUACACAAGGCCCAGGAGGAGCUGAACCUGGAGAGGGAGCAGAACAAGCGUCUGUGGGACCGCGACACGGGGAACAGCAUCGCCAUCGACAGCCUGCGGCGGGAGCUGGACGAGAGGAGCAUGGAGGUGCAGCGUCUGGAGGCCUUAGUCAAGUCUCUGAAGGAGGAGUGCCGGGUGCAGGUGGAACGCCAGCUGAAAGCAGAACAGGGUAAGAAUGAGAAGACGGAGGAGGCGGCCAACCUGUGCAAGGAACUGGAGGUCACCAAGGACCUGCUGCGCCAGGCCGGGGAGGAACUGAAGAGUGACAGGGCAGUGCUGGAGGAGCGGGCCAGGGCGCUGGGGGAGACCGAGCUGGACAGGAAGAAGCUGCAACUGCUGCUGGCGGAGAGGGAGGGGGAGCUGCAGCGGAGGCACGAGGAGGGGCAGCGGAGCAGGGCCCGGCUGGAGGGGACCGUGGCCAGCCUGCGGGCUUCGCAGGCGGAGGCGGAGGCCCUGAGGCUGAAGCUGGGCGAGAGGGAGACGAUGGUGGACAUGCUGCGGCAGCAGAUGGAGAGCGUCACGCAGAUAGCCGGCCAGCACAGCCGCAACACGGAGACCCUGCACAGCGAGAGGGUGCAGCUGCUCAACGAGCUCAACGGACACAAACUGGACAUCCAGCAGCUGAAGGCUGUCUGUGCGAAGAGGGACCAUAGGCUGAGUGAACUGGAGCAGGAGCAGGUGCAGCUGCUGAGUGUGCUGUCAGAGAAGGCCUGCUGUAUGAAAGAGCUCACACUGGAGAAGCAGCAGCUCACUGCAGACCUGGAGGUGCAGCGCAUACAGCUGGUCAGCCUCACAGAGGAGCAUGAGUCCCUGAAGAAGACCUUCAGCAGUAAGAGUGAGGAAAUGGAGAACAUGGCGGCUAAGCUGAAAGCCCAGCUGCUAGCCACCAGGAGCGACUUGCAGCAGACCACAAACACCCUCAGGGCCCUGGAAGGGGCUGAUGGCCACGGAAUGAAAGUUGCUAUGGGGAUGCAGAGGCAGAUCACAGCCAAACGGGGUCAGAUUGAUGCCCUGCAGAGCAGGAUCCACUUCCUGGAGGAGACCCUGGAGAACUUGGCCCAGGAGAAACGCUACCAGGCAUCAGAAAGCAGGCGUCUGUCCCAGGACCUGGCAGCAGUGACUUCGGAGAAGAACAGACUGGUGACAGAGGUGGAGACCCUGAGGUUCCUCGAGAGGGAGCUGAAGGACAAAGUCACCAAACUGGAGGCGGCUCUGGACACGCUCUCCGAGAGAUUUUCCGAAUGCCAAGAUUUAGUCCAGCGACAGGAACAAGAGGUCACGCGCCUGAAGCUUCAGUACGCUCUGGAUGUGAAGGAGCUCCAGGGACCAAACUUCAGAGCCGCUGGCGGUCAGCAGAGGCCCCCGUCCCACAGCUGCCCCUUUCCAGCCCCCCAGCAGAGCUCCGGGCACCUCCCUGCGCCCAAGAGCACAGUCCUUCAGGAGAACCCCACCCAGGAGCUGAAGGCUCUGGUGAAGGAGCUGAGGAGUGUGAUUGAAGACGACAUCAGCCCCUCUGCCCUUGGCAGGAGGAGGAAGUGUGAGCCAGAACGACCACGCACCCCAGCACUGAGUGAGGUGACGAAAGACAACAGUGCCAACAGCACACUGAAUAGAGAUAGCAUAAGCAGCAGGGAGCCACUAACGUUACACACUGCCGAUCUCCACGAAGGAAAUCUGCCCAGCUCCCUGGCUUCCCAGGGGUUUGAGCUGUCCCUCCUGUCCGCCACUCCGCGCUACACCUCCUCACCGCGGGGCCGGCCCUCGGACCGCCGCUCGCCAGUGCACUCCCUGCUCACCACCCCGGCCCCGGUCCCCCGGCCACAGACAGAGAAGAGCCAGGAGCCCCCCUUCCCCGCCGACAGGAUGGCGGCGAGCGAGCAGAUGAAAAAGACGGGGCAGACGUGCAGGAAGCUGCAGGGAAGACUCGACAGCCUUCAGAGCCUGGUGGAGGACCUGCAGAUGAAGAACCAAGAAAUGUCUACGAUGAUCAAAAGCCAAGAAAAGAGGAUGAAGAAAGUCAAGGACAGAGACGAGCUCUUCAGUUAAUUUGGAUUACCUGUUCUUUUAAUGAUUUAUGUGCUGCAUCCAAAUAAAAUCUGGUUAUUUAUCAGAAUAGAAGGUGUGUGGUCAUCAUGUAAAAAAAAAAAGUCCUGUUUUUGUCUCUUGUUCUCAUAUCUUGUGGUAUCAUCUGUACAGUUUACAUAUAGCACUUUGAACAUGACUAGUAACUAAAUGCUGAAUUUGAUAUGAAGAGAUCUCCAGUAAAUCUAUUUUUUAUUAGAUCAGACCAUAAGGAGAAUUGCAUACAAUGUUGAAAUGAAGUUUUAUUUAUUUUACUCUUUGGUACAGACAUACAAAGCUUGUUUUAUACGUUUAAAAUGAAGAGUUGCUUUCCUCUCCCCCCAAAGUGUCAAAUCUGAUCACUUUAAUGCCUAUACGUACUUCACUGCAAGCUGGAACGAUGCAGCUCAUUGACAGCUGGCCAACAGUCUAAACAGGGUUUUACUCAUCAUCACACCUAGUACUGAUACAAAGUACAGUUGGGAUGCCUAAAACCACAAAAAUAGCAGGAGUCAACUGAGAAUGGUAAUGUACUUCUGCCAAUUCAAAGAACAUUAACUGGACUACUCAGGCGUCCAGCAAUUUUGAGUGAAGCUGCAUUAUUAUAUUAAAGACAAACCCUCAGACAGUUCUCUUAAUUCAACACCGGUUGAUGUCACAUAUGUUUAUUAGUACCAUGAAGAUUGAGGUCUUUCAUCCAAUAUUACAAAAAAUAAUUAAUAUUAAUGAAAUCACCAGGGCAAUUAACAUCUUUGCUAUUAAGACUUGAUGAUUUUAAAUGGCAACAUGACCGAUUCCAUUCAUUUCCUAUGACUGGAUGAGAUUCUCCUGUUUCAGCUCAUCCCUUUCAUUCUGAAGCCAGAUUAAAAGAUUAAAGCCUGCGCCAGUCAUGAAGGUUGACCAAUUAAAAAAAAAAA